This is a messenger RNA of Cryptotermes secundus, 3759 nucleotides long. It is a transcript of the gene Drat, whose product is annotated as zinc-type alcohol dehydrogenase-like protein C1773.06c. The transcript has 8 exons. Gene Ontology annotation, molecular function: alcohol dehydrogenase (NADP+) activity. NCBI's taxonomy places the organism in Eukaryota, Metazoa, Arthropoda, Insecta, Blattodea, Kalotermitidae. The coding region runs from base 134 to 1288 and encodes 384 amino acids. Gene Ontology annotation, biological process: alcohol metabolic process. The record is from RefSeq and is a predicted model, not a curated record.
AUGUUGCAUUAACCUAAUAUCAAACAGAUGCGUCUUGGAUUCAGGGCUGUACGUUAGGUGCUAAGUUGUAGUUGCUGCGAUCUACUACAGGUUAUACCGUUUCCAGUGAAGGAAGUGGACGGGAUAUCCAAAAAUGAAUCAGUUGUGCCGUCAAGUCAGUAUUGAGAGCCCUGGGCCGACCAUUAACGACUGCGUGUUCAGUUUCGAGGUUCCAGUUCCGGAUGUUCCCCCGAAAGGUGCCAGAAUAAGGGUUGUGUGUGCUGGUGCAUGCUACCGUCUUCGGAGAUCACCCUCGAUCUCCAGUAUUUCUAGUGUAUCUAGUACAUCAAGUUUUUCAAGUGAAAUUUCUCAGGAUGUGGCUUGUGGAACUGCACCAGCCCUUCCACCUCAAAGCCCUGCACAUCAUGGGCUACGAGAUGGUGCACUGUUCCCUGGAUAUGAAGUGGCUGGGAUAGUUGAGUCAUUAGGAACAGAAGUUGAAGACAAUGAAGAGUUCAAAGUUGGAGAUCGAGUGGUGUUGUACCCUUAUGAAGGCGUUCCACAUGGGUAUGCAGAGUUCAUCAUUGUUCCAGAAUUGCAGUACCUGGUGAAAAUCCCUGACACAAUAUCACUGAGUGUUGCUGCCAUGUUGCCCACUGGUGCCCUUCUUGCCAUGAACACAGUCUUCAAAGCACAUGAAUAUGUUGAGAACAUUCUGCGAGAGCGAGGAGAUAAUGGUUCAUGUAAGAUCCUCAUUGUUGGCACUGGUGGCUUAGCAUUGUGGGCCUUGCGCAUUGCUGGUCACCAUUAUCAGAACAUGAAGAAUCGGGUGUCUAUCACUGUUGCUUCACUCAAAGAUGAAGGUUUCCUUUUAGCCCGGGAGUAUGAGAAGGUCAAUGUGGUCCAGUGGAAUGAAGACUUGUAUGAAAAACAACUUAUUGAGCGCACAAAGGAUGCUUGUCAAGGAACUGUUGACAUUGUCAUUGACUUUGGAACCACAUCUCGAAGUCUGCAUCGAUCUCUUCAGUGCCUGAGUAGGGGUGGUGUUGUAUUUAUCAGCUCUGAAGUUGCUGAGAAAUUGCUUCCAAAAUUCAGUCGAAGAGCAGAAGAACGCCAGCAGUGUAUCAAGCCUGUUGACAUGGGCUCCAUUGAACAGCUACGACAAUUGGUUGAGCUAGUGGGAACAGGAGAGAUUGAACCUCCACCACAUUGUGUGUUCCCAGCUGAAGAAGCUUGCGAAGUUGUGAAGAAACUUUGUCAGUCGGAAAUAGCAGGCAGGGCAAUCCUCAGAUUCCAUUCAGUAAAUUAAAACACCUCCAUGUUCCAGAUUUUAAUUUCAGGAUUAAGUCUGCAACAUGCUGAAUCAUGGCAACAUGCCAGUUGAAGAAUAGUUUCAUCUAAGUUUGGUGAAGAGCCAGGCUGUGUUGUGGAAGCAUCCUAUUACAUAGCAUUCUUUGCCACAAAGACCAGGUAUUGCAGGGAAUGCAUUUUGGUCCAGUAUUCAAAUGUUAGUAAAUAGGCUUUGAUGUCCUCAUUAACCACUGAUGAACAAUUAAGAUUUGUUUUAAAAGCAGGGUUUAUAUUAUGAAGAAACACUUUUGAUACAACUUUUAGAAGCUGUGAAGCAUCGAGUUUGGAGGUCUUGUUUUAUUAACCACUCAGCACGGUUUGACAUGUAUGUUUCAUCAAGGGAUUUAAAUGGUUCGCGGGGGUUCGACGACUAUGUAUCGUCCAGCUGCACACCUAUGUUAUAACGCCCAUAAUAAUUGAUGGUUUUGCUGUAGAUUGUUAGAUUUUUCGCUGGCCUGUUGUCAGAAGAACAAUAUAUAUAUGAAACAUAAGUUUAGCUGCGGUGCGUUAUCGUUACCUAUGCCUGUCUUGCAGCAAAAGCGUGUUUCUUCGAGAAGAGAUUUCAUCAUUCAAACUGUUAUGAAUGGCGUGUUUUCUUUCGUAUGAAGUUAUAAACAGCGGAGACGUAUUAUGUGCUGUGUGAAUAAUAUCAUAUUGCCCUGAGCAGGCCACAUCAACCCACUUAAUUAGAAUUCUUAGAAGAGGGGUGUCCAGAAAUUUGUUCUUGCAAGAUCGAUUGAUUUCGCACAGUACAUAGCAGCCAGUUCUUAGAAUAACAUCACGAAUUAAAGGCAGAACACUGUGGUCACCCGCUGUGACGAUACGGGGGGAAAAAAGAACUAAUUCCUUCAUGUAUUAUCGCUCCAGUUGACUCCAUUUUAUCGUACUGACCUUGGUGGUCGAGUCGAGGGAUGCCCAGAAAUUUUGUCCUGAAAGCUAAGCUGCUUUCGUGAACUACAUACCAGCCAGUUCUUAGAAUAACUUCAUGAAUUCUAUGGUCACCCCUAUGACAUCUGCUGCAGCCAAAAUGGAUGGAAUAUGAAACGCAUAGCACCAACCCCUUGUUAUGAUAACAUAAAGGUUGAAUUUACUGCAGCUGAGCUGUCAAGCUAAAGACGCGUGUCUUCAUAAUUUCCAUACACCAGGCCACCAACAGUUUACUUCAAAACUUUGAGUCCUAUCAUGGCUGGCCCUUCCACAAGUCGUGCGCUGACGGAGGUCGAACAAGUGACCGUGCUGAACGAAGUAUUGGAUGACGAAACCCUAAGUAAUUAUAGUUCCGAUGAUGACAGUGCAUCGGACUAUGAUUACACACAACUGGUGCCACCUGAAACCAUCAGUGCUAGUGAAAGGGACAGUGAGCCUGAGGAUAUCGUGGCCCACGAUGAAUUGGAAGAGGUGCCCAGGAGAUUUGUGUGGGAAGAUAUCGAUUCAUUUCACGCUUCGCGAGAAUUGUUUUGUGGUGUGUGUGGUCCCCAGUUCGACACUGCCGAACUAGAUGUCAUCAGUGUUUUCAGUUCGACACUGCUGAACUAGAUGUCAUCAGUGUUUUUGAAAGCAUUUUCGAUAUUUCCCUUGUGCAGCUGAUUGUUGAUGAAACGAACAGGUAUGCUCAACAGGAAAUAUCGAAAAUCGCCAGACCUCUCACAUUUCGCUCUAGGAUUCGGAAGUGGGAAGAUGUGACAGUGGACGAAAUGUACGUGGUUUUGGCACUAAUUAUGUUGACUGGCAUUGAUCAGAGGCCUACAUUGAGGUCUUAUUACUCAAAGAACCGCCUGCUGUUCACUCCGUUUUUUGCAGAGACCUUACCUCUGGAAAGACUUGAGGUCAUAAUGAGAUUUCUGCAUUUUUCGGACAACAGCAAGCAAAAUGAGUACCAAGGCCCUUCCAAACUUUUCAAAAUUUAUCCCGUCAUUCAGCACCUGAGUAGAAAAUUUCAGAUUCUCUAUCUUCCAGGUCACAACAUUGCCAUAGAUGAAUCCUUGACCCUAUGGAAAGGUCGUCUGUCUUUCAAGCAGUACUUGCCACUCAAGGCUGCGAAAUUUGGUAUCAAAACGUUUGAACUCUGCGAGUCUAGUUCUGGUUAUGUUUGGUCCUUUCUUGUCUAUACUGGACAAGGAAUGGAACUAACAAAUCAGUAUGUGACUGCAGAGACAAACAAAACUACAGCAAUUGUAAUAACACUGUUAGAAAAUCUUCUGGGUCGCGGACACACAGUGUGGAUGGAUAAUUUUUAUAACUCCCCUGAUUUGGCUCGUUUCUUGAAGUCUAAAACUACAGACUGUGUUGGAACCUUACGUCCCAACAGGAAAAACGUUCCUCCAUUAGUGAAAAAUAAGAAAUUGAAAAAAAGGUGAACACUGUGCUCAGCACUCAGGAGACGUGGCAAGACAAAAAAAGGGUGACCAUGAUAUCCACAUACCAUAAAAA